AUGGGGAAUUGCGUGGCUUUAAAUUAUUCUUGUGAUCAGACAGUGAAUCAAAUCUUUAGAUGCUUAUGUGGUAAAGGUCAUAUUCGAAACCUCAAGGAAAAUCUCAGGGCUCUGAAGAGGGAGAUGGAAGAUCUCAAAGCAAUUCAACAACAGGUGAAGCACAAGGUUGAAAGAGAGGAGGCACAACAUCGACAAAGGCUUGAACCUGUCCAGGUAUGGCUUACACGUGUCCAGAGAAUCGAUACACGAGUCAUUGAUCUGCUUAGUACUAGUCCGGUUCAGCUUCAGAAGCUGUGUCUCUGCGGUUUAUGUUCGAAGAGCGUGUGUUCGAGCUACAAUUUUGGGAAAAGUGUAUUCAUGUUAUUAAAAGAGGUUAAAAUUCUCAAAUCGGAGAGUGGUUUUAAAGAGGUCUCUGAGCUGGCUCUGACAUAUGUAGUGGAAGAGAGGCCUACUCGGCCUACAGUUGGUCAUGAAAAAAUUCUCGAAGAGGCAUGGAAUCGGAUAAACGAAGAUGGGGUCGGAAUCAUGGGUCUGCACGGUAUGGGUGGUGUAGGAAAAACAACACUUUUCAAGAAAAUCCACAAUAAGUUAGCUGGAAUGGGUGGGUUUGACUUUAUGAUCUGGGUCGUGGUGUCUCAAGGCACAAAAAAUUCAAAGCUACAAGAAGAUAUUGCACAAAAGCUACACCUUUGUGGCGAUGAGUGGACGAACAAAAAUGAAAGUGACAAGGCCACUGAUAUACAUGGAGUUUUGAAGGGGAAGAGAUUUGUGCUGAUGCUGGAUGACGUAUGGGAGAAAGUGGAUUUGGAAGCCAUCGGAGUUCCCUUUCCAACUAGAGAAAAUGGAUGUAAAGUAGCUUUCACCACACGUUCUCGCAAAGUAUGUGGGCAGAUGGGGGAUCAUGAGCCGAUGCAAGUCAAGUGUUUGGAACGUAAUGAAGCAUGGGAGUUAUUUAAAAACAAAGUCGGAGACAAUAACUUAAGCGAUCAUGUCAUUGUACAGCUUGCAAGAAAGGUCGCUGAGAAAUGUCAUGGCCUGCCACUAGCGCUCAGUGUCAUUGGCGAGACAAUGGCAUCUCAAACUACGGUACAAGAAUGGGAGCAUGCGAACGAAAUUUUGGCUACAUCCGCUGCAGAGUUUUCUGACAUUGAGAAUAAAAUUCUUCCAAUUCUGAAGUACAGCUAUGAUAGCUUGGUGGAUGAACAUAUCAAGUCAUGUUUUCUCUAUUGUGCUCUGUUUCCGGAGGAUGGUCUAAUAAAUAAAGAAGAGUUGAUGGAGUAUUGGAUAUGCGAGGGAUUUCUCGGGGAAUGCCAAGUUAUAAAAAGAGCAAUGAAUAAGGGUCAUGAGGUACUUGGUACUCUUGUCCGUGCAAAUUUACUGAUGGAAGUUAAUACAAACACAGUUGUGAUGCAUGACGUGAUUCGCGAAAUGGCUCUAUGGAUUGCAUCAUGUUUCGGAAAACAGAAAGAGACUUUUUUGUGCAAGCAAGAGCCGGAUUACCUGAAAUGCCAAGAGUCGAGAAUUGGGGAACUUGAACUCCCGGAGCAGAUAUCGGAGCUGGCAUCCUUGCGGUAUCUUGACUUGUCGUUUACAAGUAUAGAGAAACUGCCUGUUGGUUUCCAAAAGUUAAAAAAUCUUACUCACCUGAAUUUGACUGAUGUUGACUUAGUGAAGGAGCUGCAGCUCUUGGAGCAUCUACAAGUUCUAAGCAUAACCAUAUCUACUGUGUUGGGUUUGGAGAAAUUAUCAAGAGAUCAAAGGUUGGCCAACUGCAUCGAUAUUCUCGAGAUUUGCUAUUUUCAACAAACUACCUUCAAUAUAUCAUUGCUGAUGAGAAUGGAGAAUCUUCGUGUUUUAAACGUGGUGGAAAGUAAUCAUGUAUGGGAGAUUAAUACAAAUCUGAAGUGCAAAGAAAGAGAGACGAACUCGUCUUAUUUACACAAUCCUACAAGUCCACGUCUUAUCAACCUCUGUAGUGUGCAUAUAAGUAGCUCUCAUAGCAUUAAGGAUCUGACGUGGCUAAUGUAUGCUCCAAAUCUUGCCCACCUAUCCAUUAAACAUUCAGAAGAAAUGGAAGAAAUUAUAAACAAAGAAAAAGCAACCAAUCUUUCAGGUAUUUCACCAUUUCAGAAACUAGAAUGGUUAUGGUUAGAAAGUUUGCCUAAGCUGGAGAGUAUCUACUGGAGUCCUCUUCCUUUUCCAUUAUUGAGAAAGAUAGUAGCAAUAAACUGUCCAAAGCUGAGAAAGCUUCCGUUAGAUGUUACAAGUGUCCCACGACUAGUGCCACUUGGAGGAUUUAAGAUAAUAAUGGAUCCUCUACAACAGAAAAUGGAGCUUGAAUGGGAGGACGAAGAGACCAAAAGUCAUUUCUUUCCUUUUUUCGAUAGGUUAGCCUGA
Molecule: messenger RNA, 2397 nt
Organism: Thlaspi arvense
Lineage: Eukaryota; Viridiplantae; Streptophyta; Magnoliopsida; Brassicales; Brassicaceae
Source: the annotation of a GenBank genome assembly